AUGCUGAAUACUUAUCUCAAGGCAACAAAAUUGGAUUCAGAGACAUUUGCCAAUUCUGGUAAGGAUCUGAUCUCAUCGAAGGUGAUUGGCAGCGGUGAGAGGAAGGCAGAUCUUUAUGUCAUUGAUUUCAGCUCAUCCUUUCCUGCUAGUUCUUUAUGCAAGUCAUUCUCAGUUAAUAAUAGUUUUUGUUCAGUGUCAAAUAAUGUGACUAGCCAAAUUUGGCACCAUAAACUUGGUCAUCUGUCCUUCCAGAAGUUAAGUUUUUUAAAGAACCAAUUACAAAUUGAUUGUACUGAUCACAAGGAUGAUGCAUUAGUUCCUUGUCUUGUCUGUCCUUUGGCAAAGCAAAGGAGACUCUCAUAUGUGUCAAAUAAUGCCUUAGAUUUGGAUCAAUUGAAAUAUUUGGGACCGUAUCACACUCCUACAUAUGCUACUUAUAAGUUUUUUCUUACCUUAGUUGAUGAUUGUACAAGGUUCACUUGGAUUUACUUGAUGAAAGAAAAAUUUGAUGCAAAGUCCAUUAUUCCAAAUUUUUUGCUCUUAUUGAAACUCAAUUUCACAAGGAAAUCAAGAAGUUUUGGUCUGAUAAUGUCCAGGAAUUGA
This is a messenger RNA of Fraxinus pennsylvanica, 603 nucleotides long. Lineage: Eukaryota; Viridiplantae; Streptophyta; Magnoliopsida; Lamiales; Oleaceae. The record is from the annotation of a GenBank genome assembly.